Messenger RNA from Haemorhous mexicanus (house finch), 669 nucleotides. Its product is annotated as zinc finger protein 572-like. The coding region runs from base 1 to 669 and encodes 222 amino acids. The record is from RefSeq and is a predicted model, not a curated record. NCBI's taxonomy places the organism in Eukaryota, Metazoa, Chordata, Aves, Passeriformes, Fringillidae. The transcript has a single exon.
AUGGAGCUGAGGAUUGAGACCAGGGAGGACAAAUCCCCAUGUCAAAACCUUGUGGAAGAGGCGGUUUUGAGUGGCUCCAUGGCACAGGAAUUCUACAGGGAGGAAAAUCCUGGAAGAUCUCACAGGAGGAGGGGCUGCAAUGACAGCCCAGGGUGCUCUGAGGAGGAAAGACCCACCCUGUGCCCAGAAAGUGGACAGAGCUCCAGCCAGAGCUCAGAGCUGGUGGUCCAUGAGCAGCUUCCUGAUGGGGAGAAGCCCUACAAGUGCUUGGAGUGUGGGAAGAGCUUCAGCCAGAGCUCCCACCUGAUCAGCCACCAGAUGAUCCACACUGGUGAAUGGCCCUACAAGUGUGGGGAGUGUGGGAAGGGCUUCAGCUGCAGCUCAGAACUCGUCAUCCACCAACGCAUCCACACUGGGGAGAGGCCCUUUGAGCCUCCCGAGUGUGGGAAGAGGUUUCACACCAGCUCAGAUCUCCUCCAGCACCAGCAGAUUGACUCAGAGGAGAGACCCUUCUGCUGCCCUGGCUGUGGGAAGUGCUUCAAGCACAACUCCAGCCUCAUCAGGCACCUGUGCAUCCACACUGAGGAGCGGCCCUACGAGUGUCCCCAGUGUGGGAAGAGCUUCAGCUGUAGCUCCAACUUGACCAGACACCAACGGAGGCACCGGUAA